This is a messenger RNA of Sus scrofa (pig), 3122 nucleotides long. RefSeq names its product ladinin 1 (gene LAD1). NCBI's taxonomy places the organism in Eukaryota, Metazoa, Chordata, Mammalia, Artiodactyla, Suidae. The record is from RefSeq and is a predicted model, not a curated record. Gene Ontology annotation, molecular function: structural molecule activity.
UGUGCGCUUGUGUCCUGGGCUCUACUCAGCAGCCAGCUUGGCCUUCAUUGGGAGAUUUCACUGCCACAAGGAGGCCAGGCUGGCCAGCAAGGCCCAGCAGGAAGCUGGCAGACCGGCUCCCCGCCCCCAGCUUCUCCUCCUGGUGCCUGGGCUGCAUCUCAUUCCUCUGGGACAGGGAGCCGUGGCUGCUGACCUUGUAGUUCUGAUGCAUCGGAAAGAUAAGAUUCUCCCUGCUCAGCUGCUGACCCUGCCUGGUCCUCCUGAGGCCAGCUCCCGGACAGGAAGCAUGGGCACCCAUCGGCCCUUCAAGGGAGCCAGGGGGUGUCCCUGAUGCUGGCUCACUUGCUCCAAAACUCUAGGGCUAGCUCUCUGCUCGCUGCUCCCUUCCGGGAAAAGCCGCGCCUCCUCCGCCGGGUCCACACCCGGGCCCCUCCAGCGCAAAGUCCAGACCAGCCAGCGAGAGCGCUUUUGCGUUUACAGAGCCGCGGGCACUCCAGUGUUUGCAGGACCCAGCCGAAGCUCCCGUUGCGGAGGGGCGGGCUUUGCACGGGGCGUGCCAGCAGUUUUGCGCGCAGCACAGAGGAAGCGCGCCCUGCUUUCUCCCCGGACCUGGGGCUGUGGGCCGGGGUCGGUCCCGCCCUGAGCCAGGCUUCCACCUCCCCGCCCGCUUCUCGCCCGGGCUUCCCGGGGCCAAGCCAGUUUGCGGGCGGAGAGCGGGCCUGACCCGGGGCUACAGCCCGGGGCCGUGGCACCUGCGGGAGGGGGCGGCCUGGCGGGCUGGUCCGACUGGUUCCAAGCAGGAAGUCCCCGCCUCCGCCCCGCGCGGCUGGGGCGCCGAUCCGUCCGUCGGUCGGUCCAUCGGUGCGGCGGCCGGUCCUGGGCGCGCGGCCGGGGCGGGGACCGGGGCGGCUUCAUCUGCGACGCCCCCACCCACAGGCCAAUCCCGGGCGGCUGGCGGCGCGCGGCUGCGCGGGGCGCGGCCGGUGGGAUAAGAGGCCAGGUGAGCCUACCUGAUCCGCGGCGGCGGCGGCGGUGGCGGCGGCGGGCGGGGCGCGCACGGGGCGGCGCCGAGCGGACACGACGCACGCGGCGGGCGCGGGCUCCGGCGGCAUGUCCGGCAGCAGGAAGAGCUGGGCUACGCUGUCCAGCCUGGCCAGGCAAUGGACCCUGGAGGAUGAGGAGGAGCAAGAGCGGGAGCGGAGGCGGCGGCACCGCAACCUGAGCUCCACCACCGACGACGAGGCAGCCCCACCGGCCCUGGAUGCAGACCCACCGGCCCCGGAGAGACUGCCGAGUGUGGAGGAGGCGGAGAUACCCCAGCAGCCGCCCCCCCCAGACUCCAAGGAUGAGAACGAGGACGUGCGCACUGUCGUUAGGACGCGGCAAGAGCGGAGACAGAGGCAGCGGCUGGUGGAAGCAGCACAGGCUCCCGUCCGGGAGCAGCUGGAGGCAGAGCAGGGGGACAGCGAGGGCGCUGGGCAGGCCGGGCAGCGGCCCCUGGUGCCCAGGAAGGAGGUGGAGCUGCCGCCUCACCGGACACUGAGCCGGGAGCGGUGGGGCUCCGGGGCCCGGGAGGAGGAGAGCGCGGGCAAGGAGCCAUCGGGCGGCAGGAAGUGGGGCUCGGAGAAGCCCGCUGCUCCAGGGAAGACGUGCCCCGAAAGGAGCCCAGACUCCGAGGAAGUCUCCGUCUCCGAGAGGUCCCCAGGCCCUGAGAAAGUGUCUGUGUUGGAGAAGAUCGCCGUGUUGGAGAAAAGAACCGUCUCAGGAAAGAGAUCCCUCUCAGAAAAAGCAAGCAUCUCAGAGAAGCUGCCCGCCCCAGGGAAGACGCGGGGCUCGGAGAAGAGACUCGUGUCUGAGAAGGCGGAGGUCUUUGAGAAGCCCAUGGCCUCGGGGCCAGAGCCGGCCCCCACCAGGGCAGCAGCCUCGGGGCAGGCCCAGGAGCAGCCAGCCUCCGGGAAGAGCCCGUCCAUCACCCAGGGGCAGAGGAGGGCCCGCCCUGAGGAGCAGCCCGCAUCCCCCGCCUCGGAGCCCCGGGCUGUAGCUGGCCGCCUCCCACCCAUCACUCUCCAGGUGAAGAUCCCCAGCAGGGAGGAUGAGGUGGACACAUCCUCGCCCACCGGGGCCACCUACAGCAGCUCCCUCCGCCGCUCCAGCCCCAGGACUAUCUCCUUUCGGAUGAGCCCCAAGAGAGACAUCUCAGAGGCAGCCUUGACCCGCAGUGCCAGCAUGAGGCUCCCAGCCAGUUCGGUCAGUUUAGGCCAGAAGCUGGAAAGAUACCACACAGCUAUACAGCGGUCAGAAUCUGUCAAGUAUCCCGGCUCCACCCGCACUGAGUUCCUGGUGGCUCCCGUGGAUGUGGCCAGAAAGCGCCACCUCUUUGAGAAGGAGCUGGCGGGCCAGGGACGAGAAGAACCCACGUCCAGCCGGAAGGAAGACUUGAAGCUCUCGGGGGUUGUGACAUCAAGGCUCAACCUGUGGAUCAGCAGGACCCAGGAGUCUGGGGAUCGGGACCCCCAGGAGGUACAGAAAGAGUCGGCCGCUGCCAGGAGGACCCAGUGGAGAAAGAAAACAGAUCCCUCCCUGGAUGCCCAGGUGUGAGGAGCCUGGGCUCAGGGCCCUGCAGCUGCACCCCUAUCUCAUCGCCCUGCUCCCCUUCUGCCUCUGGACCUGGGACCAGGGACCCUGGGACCCUUGGACGGUGUGCCCGGAUCUUGUCCUGCUGCAGGCAUGGUGGAGCCUGGGCACAGCACAGCUCUCAUCCACGUCGUCCUGUCCAGAGAUGCUCCUGCUCCUGGCUCCCUUCCAGGGUCAGGGUGGCGCCGUCCCCCGGGAAGCCCAGGGUCACUUGUGUGGUCUGCGCCCAGCAGGUGUCUUGGUGUAUGUGUACCUCUCGGAGGCCGGUCCACCCCCUCCGUCCCUGGGCCACUCCCAGCUCUCCGGGGCUGGAGGCGUCACACUGUCAUCCUCGGGCCUCAUCCCUGCUUUGUUCUCCCGCACGACCCUGACCUGCUGCUCCGGCCAAGCCCUGGGUGCCUUCCUGUGCCUCUCCCUCUGUUCUCAGGAAAGAGCUGAUAAACUCAUUCACUCUCAGGUGGAAGUGACUAAUAAUACCUUCAAAUGGA